Messenger RNA from Eutrema salsugineum, 657 nucleotides. RefSeq names its product protein LONGIFOLIA 1-like. Bases 1 to 570 code for a protein of 189 amino acids. The record is from RefSeq and is a predicted model, not a curated record. Lineage: Eukaryota; Viridiplantae; Streptophyta; Magnoliopsida; Brassicales; Brassicaceae. The transcript is spliced from 2 exons. Gene Ontology annotation, biological process: regulation of monopolar cell growth.
AUGACUCCUGAUAAGUUGUUGUACGAGACCUUGAUGACCGAGAGGCUGCUCGCUCUGUUAAUUGUGUUGGAAUCCGGCCAUACAAAGGGAAGCAGCACUACGCAUCUGUUACACAAAGAAGAAAGCAAGGUUUUGAACAAGGAGAAGCUCAACCGCAAACUUGUGUUUGACACCACCGUUAAUGAAAUUCUUGUGGAGAAACUAGCUUCGGUUGAAGCCACGAUGAAUCCAUUGAUGAAGUCAUCAACUAAGAUGACUAAGAAAGCCAUGAGUGCGCAACAGCUACUGAAAGAACUGUGUUCAGAGAUAGAAACACUGCAAAAGCAAGCCACAAAGAGAUCAGAAAACUUCUUGUUGGAGGAAGAAGACGACUUCUUGAAAAGUAUACUUGCAGAAGAUGUAAUGGUUCGGUCUGGGAAUUGGGUGGACUUCAAUGGAGAAAUCUCAGGAUUGGUGCUGGAUGUGGAGAGGCUUAUCUUCAAGGAUCUGGUGAAUGAGAUCGUACAUGCGGAGACUGGCCGUCUGCAAGCAAAGUCAGGAAGGCGAAGAACGCUUUUCACGGACCAGUAGCUAAGGCUGUUGAAGAAAGACUAGAUAUAUACACUAGUAAUUACUCUUCGUACUCUAACUCUUUAACUGUGUUAAGUGUUUCUCUCU